GCAGCCAUCGGUGUGAUAUGGUUCGAUAGUUCUCUACUUGCGCACUAGAGGACUGUCUAGAACGACAUCUUUGACGUUUGUCGUACUCAGCUCUGUUUUGUGCUCACAUUUUUGUCACUGAAAAGAAAAAAAAGAUGCUUACCAAAACUGUUUUGUCUGGACUUCGCUCCGUAUCGGCGGAAUGCCGUCGCAACUUCGGUAUUAUGGUUCCCGCUAUGCAAAAAGUAUCCGAUCCAAUUCAACAAUUGUUUGUGGACAAACUUCGUGAAUAUAAAUCAAAAUCGAAGAACGAUGAAUUCGUUGAUCCAACACCAGAAAUUAAAGCCGAACUUCAAUCAGAAUUGGAUCGUGUUAGCAAACAAUAUGGUGGCGGCAAGGGUGUUGACAUGACCAAAUUCCCCGAUUUCAAAUUCCAAGAACCUAAAUUAGACCCGAUCUUCAUUGAGUCAAAAGCUUAAAUUAAAGUAGAGAAAAAAAGCAUACAAUAAACAUUUCUUCUUCUAAAAUCAUACAUCCCCAUUUCUGUGAAAUUGUGUUAUGUGGGACGCUUUGAACAUUUAAAAUUGGAUGAAUAAUAAAAAGUCAAACUUAUAGAUCAAA
Molecule: messenger RNA, 600 nt
Organism: Contarinia nasturtii (swede midge)
Lineage: Eukaryota; Metazoa; Arthropoda; Insecta; Diptera; Cecidomyiidae
Gene: ATPsynCF6
Product: ATP synthase-coupling factor 6, mitochondrial
Exons: 4
Coding region: 135-458 (107 amino acids)
Biological process (GO): proton motive force-driven ATP synthesis
Molecular function (GO): proton transmembrane transporter activity
Source: RefSeq, a predicted model, not a curated record